AUGCCUGAGUACUUCGCGAUAGUCGGUCCUGGGGACAGGCCGCUGUACGAGAGCGAGCUUGGUCGGGGUGCGUGGACGCCAGAACAGCGGGAGUUGAACCCAUUCGUGUUGCACUCGUCGCUGGACGUCAUCGAGGACUUGCAAUGGCAGUUGCUCCCGGAGAACAGCGACACGGUCUCCAACACCGGUGGUGGAGAGUUUGGUGGUGCAGCACAGAGUGGUGCAGCACAAGGUGGCGGCGGCGGGUUUUUGAGGUCACACAGGGCGAAGACAGAGACGGAUAACUGUUACUUGGGCCGUGUGGAUCACUUCUACGGGCUCGCGGUGAGUGCGUAUACUACAUACUCUGGGUUGAAGUUGUUGAUGGUCCAUGGUUCUGGGAUCGUGGACGACGCAAACUGCCGUAGUUUCUACCAGGAGGUGCAUGAACUGUACGUGAAGACUUUGAUGAACCCGUUCUAUUCUGCCGGUGGCAGUGCCAAUGGCAGUGGCAGUGGUACUAUUGGGCCUGCACCGAUCACUUCCAGGGCGUUCGACUCGCGUGUCAAAGCUAUUGCCCGGAGGCAUCUGCGAUAG
Molecule: messenger RNA, 576 nt
Organism: Huiozyma naganishii CBS 8797
Lineage: Eukaryota; Fungi; Ascomycota; Saccharomycetes; Saccharomycetales; Saccharomycetaceae
Gene: TRS20
Product: TRAPP subunit TRS20
Exons: 1
Coding region: 1-576 (191 amino acids)
Biological process (GO): endoplasmic reticulum to Golgi vesicle-mediated transport
Cellular component (GO): cytoplasm; nucleus; TRAPP complex
Source: RefSeq, a predicted model, not a curated record